UGUUGCAGAAAACAAUCAAGGAAGUCAUAUGCCUAAUAAUGACAAUGAAUUUUAUCAAAUUUCAGACAGUCACAAUAAUACAAUUAUUAAUAUUAAUGGUCAUCCAAAAGAUAAAGUUUGGCAAUACUUUACUUCUAUUGAUGAUAAUCAUAGAACACACAAAGGUGCUGUUUGUACAUUCUGCUCAACUUCAUGGAAACAAGGAAAACCACAAGCUUUAAAAUCACAUUUAGCACUUCAUUGCAAAGCUAGAAUACCAAGAGAAAUAUGUAUUGAAUAUUUACAUAUGAUUAGUGAGGAGGAGAUUGAGGAUACUGAAACUACAUCUACUCCAAUAUCAACAACUACAACACAUCCAAAUAAAAAAAUCAAAUCUAAGAAUAAUCAAAAAAAAAUUAACACUUAUCUUGACUCAGAUGGAAUUGAUGAUGCUAAAAUAAAAUGUGUAAAUCAAGCUUUGAUUUGGUGGUUUGUUUGUUCUGGGAUACCAUUCGUAGCAGCAGAUUCACCAUUUUUUAUUGACUUUACCAAAUCUCUUUGUUAUGGCUACAAUCCACCACAUAGAACAACUUUAUCUGAGUCAUUAUUGAAUUCAGAAAUUGCAAGAAUUACAUUAAAAAUAGAUAAUAUUUUAAAAAAUGCUACAAAUCUUACCUUAU
This is a messenger RNA of Entrophospora candida, 659 nucleotides long. NCBI's taxonomy places the organism in Eukaryota, Fungi, Glomeromycota, Glomeromycetes, Entrophosporales, Entrophosporaceae. The record is from the annotation of a GenBank genome assembly.